AUGUAGUGUUUUGUUGGAAAAUGACAGUCUGUAAAUGCUUCACAGAUCAGAGCUACAGACUGAUUUCCUCCAGGAUUCAUUACAGCAGAGCUACAGACCGAUGGGAUGCAGACCACAAUGUAUUAAUGCAGAAAUAUACGCAAAAUCACCCUUAAUCAAGUAUUCAGCCUGGAUGUGGACAUACUGUUCCGAGGACUUGAAUUUCUUUUGAAAAUAUCCGUUUUUUUGUUGCUAGCUAAAUAAUAAAAAUGCCUUGCUGCCAUCUGAGGCAGUUUAAGUUUUGAGUUUAUUUUCCUCUGAGCCACAAUCAUUCAAAUACAUUCUUGAAACAUUAAUUCCAUAUGUAACAAAUCUAUAUAUUUGAUUUGACUUUCUGAAAUGAAUGACUAAUAAUAUUUUCGUCAGUAUACUGCUAUGAAUGUAUUUUUCAUGAGUGAAUUUUGCAUCUCCUCUCCCCAGGCCACCGGGCUCUCUCUCCGUGUGGCCGUCUGCAGCUCGUGCUCUCCGUUAUCAAAAUGAGCACGUGACCGGACUGAACCCUUUGUCGGCCCCUUGUGGCCCGCGAGCCUCCGGUCUGUUGUUUUCGCAUCCUUUUUGUCCCUGGUCGCUCGCCGUCGCAGUGUGAGUGGAAAAUGGCGGCCGCAGAGUGCCAGUCGCGCUUCGGCCAGUCCGUCAAAGGACUCCUGUCCGACAAGGUGGGCUCGUGCAGCGGGGACGUGAUGGCGCUCACCCGCCAGGUGCUGAAGGGCUCGCGCAGCCAGGAGGGUGAAUGUUUUUGGAGCGAGUCUCCGGAGUCCUGGUCCAGAUGCGGAGCAGAACCAGAACCCGCAGCACGGUUCUGCCGUCUCUAUAGUCAGGUUAGAGGCAGGUUCAUCCCGACCCAGCAGAGCGAGGAAGGUUCACCUGGACAGCUCCUGGGUCAGGCAGCGAGGAACAUGGUGCUUCAGGAGGACGCCAUCCUGCACUCAGAGGACAGUCUCCGGAAAAUGUCCAUCAUCACCACACACCUGCAGUACCAACAGGAAGCCAUCCAGAAGAAUGUGGAGCACUCCAGGAACCUGCAGGACCAGCUGAAACACCUGCUGAAGUGAGGAGGACGCCUCGGCUCGCACUCUGGUCUGCUGGACGGACGUCCGGUCGAGAAAGAAGUUCUCUGAUCUGUUUUGAGAUCUAUUAAAUGACUUUAUGGAA
This is a messenger RNA of Salarias fasciatus (jewelled blenny), 1191 nucleotides long. RefSeq names its product BLOC-1 related complex subunit 7 (gene borcs7). The record is from RefSeq and is a predicted model, not a curated record. Bases 633 to 1091 code for a protein of 152 amino acids. NCBI's taxonomy places the organism in Eukaryota, Metazoa, Chordata, Actinopteri, Blenniiformes, Blenniidae. The transcript is spliced from 6 exons. Gene Ontology annotation, cellular component: BORC complex.